Molecule: messenger RNA, 780 nt
Organism: Symbiodinium necroappetens
Lineage: Eukaryota; Dinophyceae; Suessiales; Symbiodiniaceae
Source: the annotation of a GenBank genome assembly
AUGGCAAGCUUUGGGCCUUUGCGGCGUCCAGCCUGGAAGACCGCGAGGCGGUGGUUGGGAGAUGGGGUGCGAGGUCCUCGCUUCACUGACGUCGAAGGGCAUUUGCAGAAGGCUAAGGAGUUCUUUACGAAGCCGGCCCUUUCUUACCCGGAGUACAAGCAGCAGUGUGAGUCGCUUCGUCUUUUUGCCUUUGGUGGUGUCUGCGGCGGCUGUGUCUUGUCGCUGUUUCUGUUUCCACCGAAGUCUUCCUACUGGGCGACCUGGAGUCCCUGGCAGUGGGCGCAGUACGUUGGGAGUUGCUUCAAAACUGCACCGGCUCUUUUUGCCGCAGAGAAGAUUGAGACAGUGAGCUACCAGUCCAUACUGUACCCGCAGAGGAAGGUCAGCGCGACCGUGCCACCGGCGUCGACGGUGCAAAGCUCGCCGUCGAAGCCUGUAGCCCCUCCGAAGCCACGGGUGCUCUUCGUACUUGGGGGUCCAGGUGCCGGCAAAGGCACGCAAUGUACAAACAUUUGCACUCGCUUCCCCCACUGGUCGCACAUCUCGGCUGGAGAUUGUCUGCGGGCGGAACGCAAUGAUCCGCAGUCCAAGGAUGGGGAGCUCAUCAACUCCUACCUCAAGGAGGGCAAAAUCGUGCCGGUGGAGAUCACUGUGCGGCUGCUAGAGAAGGCCAUGCAGAAAGACAUGGCGCAGGGCAAGACGGACUUCCUCAUAGAUGGCUUCCCGAGGAACCUGGAUAAUGUGACCGGAUGGGAGCAGGUCAUCGGGGACCGUGCCGAC